This is a messenger RNA of Cyanistes caeruleus (blue tit), 3863 nucleotides long. Its product is annotated as protein O-GlcNAcase-like. Gene Ontology annotation, biological process: glycoprotein metabolic process. Lineage: Eukaryota; Metazoa; Chordata; Aves; Passeriformes; Paridae. Gene Ontology annotation, molecular function: beta-N-acetylglucosaminidase activity. The record is from RefSeq and is a predicted model, not a curated record.
AUGCCACAGGAUUUCCUGCGGGACAACACUUUCCUUGCUGCCAGGAUCCAGCCACGAGAGCGGCCGCGCUUCCUCUGCGGCGUGGUGGAAGGUUUCUAUGGGAGACCAUGGUCAAUGGAUCAGAGGAAACUUCUCUUUCAAUGGCUGCAACGCCGGGAGCUGAACUGCUACAUGUACGCGCCCAAGGAUGAGCUGAAGCACCGGCUGCUCUGGAGAGAGCCCUACACAGAGCAUGAGGCAGCCUGCAUGCGGUCUCUCAUCGAAGCUGCCCACGAGCAGGGUGUGGAGUUUAUUUUUGCCAUUUCUGCUGGCCAGGACAUGGUGUUUUCCAGCGCUGGGGAUCGGCUCCUGCUGCAGCAAAAACUCAGGCAGGUGGCUGCCAUGGGGUGCCGCUCCUUCGCGCUGCUCUUUGACGACAUCGACCCCUGCAUGUGCCAAGCUGACAGAGAUGUCUUCCCCUCCCUGGCACAGGCUCAGGCCUCUGUGGCCAACGAGGUGUACCAGGAGCUGGGCCAACCCUCCGUCUUCCUCUUCUGCCCUACAGAAUAUUGCAGCUCGCUCUGCUCUCCCAGCCCCAGCCAGUCCUGCUACCUGCAGACCAUUGGCCAGGAGCUGCUCCCAGGGAUUGGUGUCAUCUGGACAGGCCCAAAGGUGGUGUCACAGGAGCUCUCAGUGGUGCUGCUGGAGGAGGUGGAGGCUGUCCUAAAGCGUCCCCCCGUCAUCUGGGACAACCUCUACGCCAACGAUUAUGACUGCAGACGUGUCUUCCUGGGCCCCUACAUGGGCCGUGCUCCUGGCCUCAUGUCCAGGCUCCACGGGCUGCUCCUCAACCCCAACUGUGAGCUCCAGGCCAACUUCAUCCCCAUCCACACACUGGGCACUUGGUUUCGGAGCGAGCUGGGGAGCUGUGCCCACCCUGACCCUGCAGGAACAGAGGUGGUGGCAGCCUUGGGGGACAACCAAGAUGCUCAGGAUGGAAGCUACAGCCCCCAGGAAGCCUUGGAACUGGCGCUGCGUGACUGGGUGGCCGAGAUAAACCAGCAGGCCUUGGAGCCAGGAGGAAGGACCCCAGGACACCCCAGUGUCAGCCUCAAGGGAGGACCAAGGCUGCAGCCUGGCACAGUGGGAGGACAGGAGGUCACUCCCCACCCUCAGCCCCACAGCUCUGCUCCUGGUGGGGCAGAUCAGCACAGCCCUGAGCCCUGCCAAGUGGCACCAGAGGAGGGGUGCAGGGAGGUGACCUCGGAGCCCAAGAAGGACAGUGGGAACAGGACACCCCCUGGCCAUCAGCAGAGCCCUACAGGGGCUGGGGAGCAGCUCACCACAGGGAGCACAGAGAGCUCUGAGCCCUCCUCUGCUCUGCCCAGUGUGGCUGGGAGUGCCCAGUCUGAGGGAAUCCCAGCGGCCACCAAGAGCCUCCCCAGCCCCACCACGAGCUCCAGCAAUGGGAACAACACCAGUCAGAACAUUUCCUUGCCCACCAGUGAUGCCAGGACAGGGAAUGGCAGCCCUGUCCAGUCUCCCAGCAGCACCCAGCCUGAGGCCAUCGGGACUGAUGUGCCCCAGAUACCCCCAGGACCUGGGGCUGCUGCCAGCCCUGGUGCCCCAGCCCCACUGACUGAUGAGGCUGGUGCCAACCCUGGUCCCAUGGCACCAGUGACCCCAGAGGAGGCCACAACCAGCCCCACAGCACAGGUGACCCCAGAGGAGCCCAGGACCAGCCCCAUGGCAGCAGUGACCCCAGAAGAGGCUGGGUCUGGCACCAUGACCCCCAAAGAUGCCAGGACCAGCCCCACAGCACAGGUGACCCCAGAGGAGGCUGGGUCUGGCCCCAUGACCUCCAAGGACACCAGGACCAGCCCCACAGCACAGGUGACCCCAGAUGAGGCUGGGUCUGGCCCCAUGACCUCCAAGGAUGCCAGGACCAGCCCCACAGCACAGGUGACCCCAGAGGAGGCCAGGACCAGCCUCAUGGCACCGAUGACCCCAGAGGAGGCUGGGUCUGGCCCUAUGGCACUGAUGACCCCAAAGGAGGCCAGAUCCAACCCCACAGCACCACCGACCCCAGAGGAGGCCGUGUCCAGCCCUACAGCGCCACUGACCCUGGAGGAGGUGCGGAUGCUGGUGGAGCUCUUCUACCUGCCCUACCACCACGGGGCUCUGGCACAGGAGCUCCUGGAGCACUUUCGGUGGCUGCGGGCUAACAGCCUCAGCGUGGGGGUCCCGGCCACGGCGCCUGAUGCCUGCGGGGGCACGCGGUGGCGAGGCCGGGCUCAGUCCUUCCAGCUGCUCUGCUCGAGGAUGUGCCGCCUGCACAGCCGCUUUGUCAGCACCGCCAGCCGGGCGCUGCUCUACGACCUGCACCCCUACCUCUGGGACAUCCGCAACAUGCUGCUGGCCGCCAGUGCCUUCGUCCUCUGGCUGGAUGGUCACCUCCUCUGCGACCCUGACCCCAAGGGCACCUGGGGGAACUGCUUUGGCUGGUGCCAGAGUAUCACUGCCCCCAUCCUGCUGGGGAGGGACGCCGAGCCCUGGGCGCGUCGCGGGGGUCUCUUUGGAGAGCUGCAGGCACUGCUGCCCGUGGGGAACAGCUGUGACCUCUUUUACCAUCCACCCCCGCUCUUCCCAUCCAGCCAGCUGUACCUGCUGCGCCCGCUGCUGCCCCUGGACAAGGGAGAGCUUUACCGCAUGUGCCGGGAGAGUUUGGACUGUGAUCCUAAAGUGGCAGAGAUCCUCGUGGCCCACCCGGAUCUCCUCGGUGACAGGCUCCUGGGCAGCUUCCUCAGCCUGAGCCCCGAGUACACCUUUGUGCUGGAGGAUGAGGGUGGCCCCUGUGGCUACGCCGCCGGAGCGCUCCACGCCGAAGGCUUCCUGCAGCAGCGGGACAGCAGCUGGCUGCCGGCCAUACGGCACAAGUACCCCCCAGACCUGGGCACAGGGAGCCCAGCUCUGGGACAGGAUGCCCUGGAGGAAGCAGUGCUCUUCUUCCACGCAGAGCCACUGGCAGUGCCCCAGCCUGUGCUGAGGCGCUUCCCCUCCCUGGUACAGCUGGGCACGGCCCCCCGUGUGCUGGACGUGGGGGCCAGUCGCAGCCUGGCCCUCUGCCUGCUGAGCGCACUGAGGGCCAACGGGUCACGGGGAGUGUUCUGCCAGGUCAGUGAUGCCGACCGGCAGCAGCUGAGCUUCUACAGCAAGCUGGGCUUUGUCGCCCUGCCGGUGGCCUGGGGCAGCUCUCCUGGCGCUCAGCUCCUGGGACGUCUCCUCUGACGGGGCACAGGGAGGCAGUGCCCCAGGACAGGCUGGUUCCCCAGGCCAGGCUGAACCCCCCAUCCCACACAGCAUCAGCCUGAGCAAGCGGGAGCAGAGGGGCACCUCGAGCAGGCCAGGUACCCAUGAGAGGGGACACAGAAACGAGCAGGAUGUCACUGGGAUGUGUGCAGGGCUCUGAGGUACCUGGGUAGCAGAGAGCUAUUUCUGCUGCUCACAGGAUUUGGGCACCUCUGUGCCACCCCAACUGUUCCUGUUUGCUGGGUACCCUCCACCUUUUCUGGGGAGCCAGGCUGUCUGCAGACCCUCAGGCCUGCAGGAGCCCACGAGCAGUGUUUGGGUUUGUGGUCCUGGAGCACAGCACGGUGCCUCAGUGCUACAGGAGUGUCCCUGUCACGCAGGCUGGGCUGUCCAGCUCUCUCCAUCCCCUGUGUGGCCUGGGCAGCCGGUGCUGGGGCUGGCUCUCGGCACUUCUUGUGCCUUGCUUGUCAGUAUGGAUUGAUCUGCUAUGGGAUGCGGUGAGGCAGCCUCUGUUUUUGUGCCUGGGGCCUGAGGGAAGCGCUGUCCUUGGCAAUAAAGCGUUUGCUGGGCUCUCA